Messenger RNA from Xenopus tropicalis (tropical clawed frog), 6899 nucleotides. The record is from RefSeq and is a predicted model, not a curated record. NCBI's taxonomy places the organism in Eukaryota, Metazoa, Chordata, Amphibia, Anura, Pipidae.
GGUUGUAGAGUUUAAGGCCUCCAUGGAGCUAACACUCAAAUAAACGUUCUGAAUCAGUCAGCCACCGACUGGGAGAGAAGGGGGUGUACGCGGCGGGUCGGUGUUGCAGCCUCCGUCCCAAAACAGCGCACAAAGGGGGCGAGCUAGAGAGUGAGUGCGGGUCACAGAGACCAGGAGCUGGGCUCAUACAAUGACAUCCAGGAGGUGGUUUCACCCUAAUAUCACUGGUGUUGAAGCAGAAAAUUUGCUACUUACCCGAGGAGUGGAUGGAAGUUUCUUAGCUCGCCCCAGUAAGAGUAAUCCAGGAGAUUUCACAUUGUCUGUGAGGCGGAACGGAGCUGUGACACACAUAAAAAUACAGAAUACUGGGGAUUAUUAUGACUUGUAUGGAGGGGAAAAGUUUGCAACAUUGGCUGAACUUGUUCAGUAUUAUAUGGAACACCAUGGGCAACUGAAAGAAAAGAAUGGUGAUGUUAUUGAACUGAAAUAUCCACUAAACUGUGCAGACCCAACAUCUGAGAGGUGGUUCCAUGGGCAUCUUUCAGGGAAAGAAGCAGAGAAGCUGUUGACAGAGAAAGGUAAACAUGGAAGCUUUCUGGUGCGGGAAAGCCAAAGCCACCCUGGAGAUUUUGUCCUUUCGGUACGGACAGGUGAUGACAAAGCAGAAAGCAAUGAUGGAAAGUCCAAGGUGACACAUGUUAUGAUACGAUGCCAGGAUUUAAAAUAUGAUGUUGGAGGGGGAGAGAAAUUUGACUCUCUGACAGAUCUCGUGGAACAUUAUAAAAAAAAUCCUAUGGUUGAGACUUUAGGAACUGUACUGCAGCUAAAACAGCCACUGAACACAACGCGGAUUAAUGCUGCAGAAAUUGAAAGCCGGGUAAAGGAACUUAGCAAGCCAGCAGAGACUGCAGAUAAAUUUAAGCAAGGAUUCUGGGAAGAAUUUGAGACUUUACAACAGCAAGAAUGCAAACUGCUGUAUAGCAGGAAAGAGGGACAAAGACAAGAGAACAAAAAUAAGAACCGAUACAAGAAUAUAUUACCUUUUGAUCACACAAGGGUUGAGCUUCACGAUGGGGACCCCAAUGAACAGGUCUCUGAUUACAUCAAUGCUAACAUUAUUAUGCCUGAAUUUGAAACAAAAUGCAACAAUCCCAAACCCAAGAAACGCUACAUUGCUACACAAGGCUGCCUACAAAAUACAGUGAAUGAUUUUUGGAGAAUGGUGUUUCAAGAAAAUUCCAGAGUUAUUGUCAUGACCACAAAGGAAGUUGAACGAGGAAAGAGUAAAUGUGUAAAGUACUGGCCAGAUGAGUUUGCUUUGAAAGAAUAUGGGGUGAUGCGUGUGAGGAAUGUUAAAGAAACUCCAGCUCAUGACUAUAUACUAAGAGAGCUUAAGCUUUCCAAAGUUGGGCAAGGGAACACUGAAAGGACAGUAUGGCAAUACCAUUUUAAAACAUGGCCAGAUCAUGGUGUACCAACCGACCCUGGUGGAGUCUUGGACUUUUUAGAGGAAGUACACCACAAACAAGAUGGUAUCGCUGAUGCUGGGCCUGUCGUUGUUCAUUGCAGUGCUGGAAUUGGACGGACAGGAACCUUCAUUGUGAUUGAUAUUCUUAUUGAUGUAAUCAGAGAGAAAGGUGUAGAUUGUGACAUAGAUGUCCCCAAGACCAUUCAGAUGGUGAGAUCUCAGAGGUCAGGAAUGGUUCAAACAGAAGCACAAUACAGAUUUAUAUACAUGGCAGUACAACAUUAUAUAGAAACAUUGCAACGCAGAAUUGAAGAAGAACAGAAAAGUAAAAGAAAAGGGCACGAGUACACAAACAUUAAAUACUCACUCUCUGAGCAGGCAGGAGAUCAGAGCCCUCUGCCCCCUUGUACACCAACCCCGUUACCAACACCUACCCUUCCAGAGAUGAGAGAAGAUGCUGGCCGAGUAUAUGAAAAUGUGGGACUCAUGCAACAACAGAAAAGCUUCAGAUGAAGAUGGUGUAGAGAAGAGCGUACGUCGCUGUUACUGACUUGAAAACUGAGCAAAGGCAAGAGAAUGUGAAGAAAAGCAAUGGGAAUGAUCACAUCUAACUUUUAAAGGCUUAUUUCCUUUAAACAAAUGAUGUUAACUCCCAAAACUACGAAUAUAUUUAGGCUCAAUCUGGAAAUCCUUCUUGUCUUCUCUGCAUCACACGACAUGGACUGGUUCAUUCUUUACAUUGAGGCAUCUUCAUCUCUACAGUGUAGACAUGUAAUUUGUUGUCCAUCAACAGGACUGUUAUCCAGAAAUAUCUGUUCUCUUUAGCGUGCUCCUUGUUAAGGUAUUGUGAACGUUGUCGUUGGGCCUUAACUAGUUGGUUUAGAUGGUAAAACCUGAAUGCAUAAUGGGAACAAUUUUCUCUCUCCACUUGCACAGUGUUCAAAAGUACAUAACAUGAUAAGAAUUUGUAGUUUGUUGCCUAAACUCCAGUUUCUUUUCAUUAGAUGUGUCAGAUGGGAGAUGUUUCAAAUAGUGAUAUAAACACUUCUGUCAAUUUCCACUAAUGGUGCUCUUUUAUCUUUCUGAACCUUUUCCUUGUUCAACAAGAAGCCAGAAACAAAUUUUAUAUAGACAGAAUUGUAAGCCCAGUGCCAAUAAUGAAUGUUCUAUAACACAUAACUGCUUCAGAUGUAUGGAUUAUGUACUGAUCACAUCAAGUUUUAAAAGGCGUAGAUAUGCAGGAAAAUAAAAUGAAAGCAUUUAGAUGCACUUUAAUAAAAAUCUUCAUCUCUAGCCCAUAUGAUGGCUCUCAAGUCAGUGUAGACAACUGUGAUAAACGACAUAAAAAUCUCACCAGUGGAAACAGGCAAGAGGACCUUGCAUCACAGUCACCUUUUUGUGUUUUCAAUGAAUUACAGUACUCCCUUAUCAUUGCACUAUACAAAAUCUUGGAUAAAUCACCUGUUCUGCACCAUUCUAAUGGCAAGACCUUUUUUAAGCUUUCCCUUUAAAGUGCCUUUAAAGUCACGUUGAGUGUCGGCUGGCACCUGCUUCAGCUUAUUAUGAGGCUUCCCUGACUGCUGAUCUCAGAACCCCCAUAACGUGAACGCAGUCACUGUCAGUAUUCAUGUAUACCAACAUAUUCUGAUACUAGUGGGCUAGCCAACCUGUGUCUCUCGAGCCUUGAUAUACAGCACCUAACUUUCUCUGCCUGUUCAGGAUUAGAACAGAAAUGCUGGAGUGUCACAGAUUUGUUAUCCAUCCACUUAGUUUCUUCUACAGGUGAUUUAUCAUCUUUUAUUUCUUCUACGUAACAUAUACCAUCUCUCUGCUGCAGUUUACUGCUACUACUGCCAUUUUGCCUCCUCUCAUUACAGCACAUUCGUUUGCAGCUCAGAAGCCCAAGGUUUGCGAGACUUGAACUUUAUUGUGCCCAAGUUUCUGUAAUAGACUCCCACUCUAAUGUAAGGAUCUGCAGCACAAUGUCAAGACAAUAUUAUACAUUCACCAAGCAAAAUAGCAGCCAGCCUCUCAGUGCAGUGUUAUUAGUGCAGUCAAAUUGCAUUUGCACAUGUGUAAGUGAUGAUAAUGAGAGCGUUGGGUACUUAAUUACAUAGGCUGAGUUAAUAUUCUGUAUAGUUCAUACUAUGUUAUGCAAGAUCAUAAAUCAUGUAUCAGUGCAUUUUUUUUUAAAAGAAACACUGUAUUUAAGCCAUAUGCACUCAAAUUUUAAUGAGCAGAGUUGUCAAGUGCAGUGAUAACAGUUAUUUAUCUGUGUAACUACAGUCAAGAAAUGUAAAGAGUAUUCACUUCUAUUUUGUAUGUUCUCAGCUGCUUGUAUCGCAGUGGUAGAGAUUCAGAUAUAUUCAGCCAGAAUAUGUUUAACUAGUCAAAAACCAUAUGCUGGAUUUUCAGUGCUUUUUCAUAGCUGGUCCAAAACCAUGUCUGUAUGUGAAAUGCCAAAUUAAUUUUUCUAUGGGUAUUGGAGCUCAUAACUUAUUUGACCCAGUAUGGCUUUGAAGAGCACUUUGUAGGUUAGGGUCAAGAUGUAAAGGGAAAAUUAAUUAUUUUUUAAUAAAGAGGGUCUACAUUUAUUUAGCACCUUUCCUGUUAAUGACAAAUGGUUCCUUGUGAAAAUCAUUAUCAGUGUUAAUUUCCAUUUAUUUAGCUUAGUGCUGUUCAGAUUUUUCUGGCCCACAGACAAUUAUGUUUAUAUGUCACAUGGAUAGAUCUAGGUAUAAUAAACUUAAAGCCCUUUUGUAAGCUUGGAUUAAAAAAAAAAAAAAAAAAAAAAAAUAUCCACUUGGAGGGCUGCAUGCAACCCUUGGGCCUCCCAGAUGUUCAACCAAAACUGACCCUAAAAAGUAAGAGUAUAACAUAGUACUGAUCCCUUAGCUGCAGUAUGCAUAGAGCAGAGUGAUCUAAUGCAAUGGCUGAUGGUACACAGGGUGCAUCUUGGCCAGUGGUCAAGCUCCCAAAUCUACCACUGCUGCUUUGAGAAAUGCGUGGUCGGCUGGUAAUGGUACUUUUCAGACCCAAAAGGUUCUAACGAAAAUAUACAACCUAAUCUAUCAUAUUAGAAAUAUGUUUUCCUUUUUAUGUGAUUUUUACCAUCAUAAAACCAUCACAACAUGAGCAAAAACUAUACUUUGACUUCACUUUUUUUUUACGAUUUUUUAAAAAAAAUGUACAUUUUCUAUUGGCGUGUUAUUAUUUUGCCAAACUGCUGUGUUUUACCUCCAGUGGCAUUGUUUAUAAAAGGGAAAUUAACUUAAAAUAUGAAUGUCUUUUUUUUUAAAGCUUCUACUAGUUAAUAUGAUAUUUGAAAUGCAUUAUUUUUAAUCUAUCAGUAUGCCUUAGAAAUGUUAAGGGCUGCACUCUUUCUUAUCGCUGUAAUCAGAGAUCUGUUUAUGAAAUUUAGAUUAGCAUAGAAAUGGUACCACAGCUACAGAGAUAGGUGGGGAGUAUAAUAUUGCCUCUGUUCCAUAUAUUCUGCUGUAAGGGGCUGCUUAUUAGAGAUGGAGAACUUUAGUUAUCCUGAGCCCUGGAAUAUUGCAGUGUUUAUAGGCAAGUACAGCUGUGUCUGAGGUCUCUUUGGGUUUCUUAGAGCUGCUACACGUGGCCUCAUACUAGUUGCUAUGUCGGCUUUCAUAAAGAAACCUACAGUUAUGUUACCAUGUAGUGCUGAUUUUUUUUGUUUUAUUAAUGAAUGUUCUGAAUCACUCCAAUGUGUACGUGUCCAUUCCCCUUACUGGACAUCCAGUUAGCAGCUUUACUGGCAGUUCAUUGAUAUCUUCCCCCUUCCUGCAAGCAUAUCCAAUGUGCACUGAAAGGCUUUGGACUUUAGCUAGUUAAACUAUGGUACAUGUUAUGUAAGGGUCAGAAUGAUUUUCUAUAAAGUUUCAGGAGCUUUAGAUGAGAUUUAUUGAAAAACCCCCUUGGGUGAUCUUAAAACAUUAUUUUUAGAGAUUUUAUGAAGUGCUUUGUGGCUAUUUAAGGGGAAAGUUGCCCUUUUAGUAUGUUAUUGAUGGACCUGUUCUAAGCAAUAUUUCAAUCGAUCUUUAUUUUUACUAUUUUAGAAUCCUGUUUUGCCUCUUUCCGGUCUGAAAAUGAAAAUGCCAUCUGACCCCUGGCAACCAAAACUCAGGUUGCCGUGAUUUUUUAGGGUUUAGGGUUGUUCUUAUUUUUUUAUUGGUUAGAUUAUUUUUAUUGGUUAUAUUUUUUUAUUAAUCAUCCAUUUUGACUUUCCUCUGCUACAUGGUUACUAAGGUAAUUAAGCAUUAGUAACCAGGCAGCUGUUAAAAUUCCAUUCAUAAACUAUAAAUAGAAAUAAAAGAAGAUCAAUUGCAAGUUGUUUUUAAAUGACACUGUCUACAUCAUACUAUGAACUGCUCCUUUUUGUGUUACUAUUUAAAAUCCGCAAUAGGCUACCGUUGACACUCCAGCUUAUUAGGAAAUGCAACUCUUUUUAGCCUGUUCAGCUUCACAGGCAGAGGGAUUCUGGCAGUAUUCGUUCUACUGCACCUAGAGUGCCAAAAGUUGGUUAUUCAUGCUUUCAACUGGCAUUAUGUCAUGGAUGUAACAUCUGUGUUUGUGCAUUUGACUGAUUGUAGAUUUCCAUCAUUUUUGUUUGAUUUUCUUCAUGAAAACGUGAAAUUUUAUGCUUGAAUAUUUGUUUAUCUUGUAUCUUUAUUUGAAUUUCCCUUUGGUUGUUACAGUUGAGCACAACUUUGUUUUAUCACCAGCAGAAAAUUAGCUUAUAAGCAGAAAAUAAACAAACAAAAGACAUACACCAGGAAUAUAUCCCAGAGGUAAUGCAUAAUUGAUUCCCCAUUGAAGCACUUAUACUUCCAUAAUACAUUUUCUUUGAAGAACUGAACAGUUCACCAAGUGAGAACUUUAACACAAUUGCCUUUUUAAUGAUAAUGAUGCCCUCCUGCAGUAAUUGGUUUUCAGCAUUGUUCCUUUUUCACUCAUUUUCAGCACAAAGAUAGUUUUAGCACCAUUAAGGAAGUGUUCCCACAAACUGCGUAUAAGUAAGUAGUGCACUUUAACCAAAUUUAAAAUAGAUUUAGCAAUUUAUUCCUAUAUGUAGCCUUUAUAAUCCCUUAAACUUCCUUAAUCCAUUUGAGUUUUGUCGUAGAAUUCAAAUUCUGGCAAUAACACAUGCAUCUUUUUAGACGUGACAAAUCUGUCUAUGGGACCAUUGGUUGGAUAUUGGUACAGGUUAACAUCAGGUAAAGUACACUUGGUAUUCAGCAUUAGCCAGUUACCCUUUCUCUGCUCUGAAAUGGGUUAUUGGUCUGUCUGGGAUUUAGUCUUGCUCAGUUGCUUUCACAUAACAGCUUUAUAUGUCUGCUAACACAGUAUGGAGGUGCAAGCUUACUUACCUUUAUAGUUUUUGCACAACAACCCAACUGUAAGAAUCUGC